UACUUUAUUUCAGUUGACAUCAUGAAAUUCUUGCUUACCACAAUAUGCAUUAUUUCUACAUUUCUUUACACUGCUGCUGUUCAGAACACCGGGCACAAUAUGACGGCUCAAAUUCUAUCUCUUAAAUCGGAGAUUCUCGACAUAAAAGAGCAAUUAGAGCGGCAGCAAAGAUCAUUGGAAAUCAAGCAAACCCAGAAAUCGUAUGAUCGAAAUUGUGCUAAUAUUACAACGAGUGGAAUCCACAAUGUGCUCAUUCCCAGCUUCAGUGAUAAACCCUUCAGAGUAUAUUGCGAUGCGGAAACUCGAGGAGGUGGAUGGACCGUCAUUUUGCGACGUUCUGAUGGAACUGAGAACUUUUAUAGAAAAUGGAACAUUUACAAGAAGGGCUUUGGGAAUUUGGAUGGCGAGUUCAUUUUAGGAUUAGAUAAAAUUCAUGCGUUGACAUCAGAGAAUACUAUGGAGCUGCUAGUGCAGGUUAUGGAUUUCGAAAACGAUGCACGUUUUGAAACGUACAAAAGAUUUGGAAUCGCAAGCGAGGAAGAAGAUUAUGCGUUAAACACUCUGAGUAAGGGCGAAGGAACUGCUGGAGAUUCACUCGAAAAACAUUUUAGAAUGAAAUUUACUACUAUUGAUCGGCAAAAUGAUCUUAAGCAAGGAGACCCCCAUCCCUGUACCGGCUUUAAGGCUGGCUGGUGGUAUCAUGCUUGUCACGAAAGCCUUUUAACCGGAACUUGGGGAAACCACGAUCAUGGUUGGGGCAUCAAUUGGUACACAUUCCGAGGACACAAGCAAUCGAUGAAGACAGCUGUCAUGAUGAUAAGGCCGCGAAUAGUCUAAGCUGCUAUACUCGCAGUGCUGAUAAAAAUCGAUUUCACUGUUUGAGUAUAAUUAUAUAAUUUAGGGCGAAUUUUUCAAUGUCCCCAUAAAG
Messenger RNA from Drosophila sulfurigaster albostrigata, 928 nucleotides. Its product is annotated as ficolin-1-like. Lineage: Eukaryota; Metazoa; Arthropoda; Insecta; Diptera; Drosophilidae. Bases 22 to 837 code for a protein of 271 amino acids. The record is from RefSeq and is a predicted model, not a curated record. The transcript is spliced from 3 exons.